This is a messenger RNA of Helianthus annuus (common sunflower), 2584 nucleotides long. RefSeq lists its product as uncharacterized. Lineage: Eukaryota; Viridiplantae; Streptophyta; Magnoliopsida; Asterales; Asteraceae. Bases 280 to 2382 code for a protein of 700 amino acids. The transcript is spliced from 6 exons. The record is from RefSeq and is a predicted model, not a curated record.
CAAGUAAGGUCCCCCAAUUCAAAACCCUAGUUGCCGCCAAACGUGUUGGCUCGUUGGCGCCAGAUCUAAACCAAAUAUAUUACCGCCAUCGUCUCCACCCCUAAUCCAACCACAUCUGCUAUUCUUCCAUCUGCAUCUGCAUCUGAAUCUAACUUUUAGCGUCAAGGAAAAACGAUCUGGAAUUAAGGUGUCUUUCUUCGGACUUAACAAUUACAUCACACAUAGAGUUUGAAUCAACACUCUGAAUUGUGUGUUGUGUUGGUUGCCAGUAAAUCAAUAAUGACUUUAAGAGGCUGCAGUUCUUCUCAUUUUAUCUGGUGUAUAAAAGACGGUGAGGUGAUAAACGUUCCCAACAUGGAUUCACAUGGAAGACCAAGCCCCAACUUCAAAAAACUAGAAGAAUUAUAUCAACACACAGAUGCCGAUUAUACAUCCGUGCAUCUGGCAGAGAGAGAAACAAGAGAAAGUAACAGUUAUGUUGAGGAGCAUGAAUCCAACGUUCCAUCAAAAGAAAACACUUUUGAGGAACUGACAUUGUCACAAAUCAAGAAAAAGCUUAAAAGAAAGAAAAGGAAGUCUUUAAAAUCUAUUCUUCUGACCGCAAAAACAGAGGUUGAUGAUUUUGAUCUCGCUGAACCACUGUGUAAAAUUAGAGCCAAGGUUUCAAAGAGUCCACAGUCCAAAAGGGUGUCUGCUAAUGGAAACCCUCCAUCUUCGAACAUGGCCCAGUUAGUUACAUCUGAAUUAAGUAAAGAUUUUGUAACUGUUAAAGUCAAAGUUGAAGCUCCCGACGUUGACUAUUUUGAAAGCGGUUAUGAUUUGAAGAGAGAGAAAUCAGAAUCGUUUACAAACGAAGGGGAAACAUGUGAAUUCAAUGAAGCUUUCUGUGAUAUGGAGAUGGAUGAUGAAGAAACUAUAGCAGAUGUCAGCCAACCACUAUCAGUUUUAAGCUCUCCGGCAAAUGAUUAUUUACAUAAAGAUCCGGCAUUAAAGUCAACUGAUGCCUCUCAAAGUCAAUUCUACAUCCAGCUGACACCUGAGCAAGCUAGUGAUGUCUCUGCUGCUCAAAAUUCAGAGCUAACAACUGAUGAUGAUGACCAUGAUGUUGUUGUCGUGUCAAUGGAAGUCAAACCGCCUGUUUCUGAGGAAGAUGAAAAAUGUGAACUUAAUGAAUCUUUUUUUGAUAGUUUGGAUGACAUCGAGAACAUGGAGAUGGAUAACGAAGAAGAAACUAUAGCAAAUGUCAACCAAUCGCCAUCAGUUCAGCAGGCUGUUCAAGAUUCAUCUUCCAGAAUUGAUGAUGAGCGCAAUGAAGAUGUGGGCUCCAUGGAGGCCAAAUCACCUGUAUCUAAAGAGAAUAUAGAUUUAACAUCAAUGAAUAGCGAUGCUGAUUCAGUUUCUUUUAAUUCCGAUAACAUAUCUUUAGUUUCCGAUGAUGUUUCUAUUCAUCGGGAGCUGAUAUCCACUGUCCCUGCAAAUGCCGAUUCAGAAGUGAAGUUGGACAACAAUGAUAAACCCAGUGUCGUGAGUGACACAUCGGAGAUUCGACAAACUGAGAGGCUUCCUUUGACAAGAAAGUUCAUUUCUCCGAACUCUCAGGAAAAACUAUGUCAGGCAAUGAAAUCUGCAGAGUCAUUAGAUGAGAUCGAUAAUUUCAAAUGCAAGGAGAAACUGUACUUCGGAGAACAAGCUGAGAACAAGCUUUCACCAACUAAAUCCGAUGUUAACGAUAACGAAUUAAAUUCACAUCUUCAACAGGCUACACAACUCAUUCAGAACAAAGCUGUUAUAAGCUCCAAACAAGUGCUAAAGAGACCAAGGAAUUUCAAAAAAGGCUCUCCCACUAAAAAAGGCGUUGCGGCUAAGGGUUGUCUUGAUGGGCCCCGUUUAUGUCGUUCACUUCCUCGUCUUAGUUCAGGGUGCACCUCCAUCGAAGGGUGUUCAGAGAGUGCUAUUGCGUUUUCUCAGAGACAGAUGCAUGACAUUGAGUCUCUUGCUUCGAAGCUAAUGAGUGAAUUGAAUUCCAUGAAGACUAUUGUGGAAGAAAAAAUGCUCUAUGAAGCGUAUCGUUCCGCCUCCUUGAAAAAUGAGGCAGAUGAGGUGAAAUCAGUCAUCAAGAGUGCAACAAAAACUGAAGAAACAGCAAAAAAGUGGUUAUCUAUGAUGGCGAGGGACUGCAACCGUUUCUGCAAAAUCAUGAAACUGAAUGAGGAUCAUAAAACUUCUGCUUCCGGUGAUCCUGCGUUGGGCAACAGCAUUCCUGAGAAGCCUUUAGAAAGAGAAAAGAAGAAAAUCAGUUUUGCUGACGAAGCAGGAGGAACGCUUUGCGACAUCAAAGUUUAUGAAAUUGAACAAGUUGAACAAGAAUCGUUUCUACCGUAAAUGACGGUUGGUUUUUUAAUCUUUAUUCGUGGCGAUUUUAUGGACCGAGGAAGAAUGCAUCAAGUGGUUUAACAAUGACAAUGUAUAUUUUUGUGGUGUAGAAACUGUACCUGUGAGGUCGAUUUUAUAGCCGAAGCGGUCAUUAAGCGCUUCAAUUAUGCAAUCUAACGUUUAUUGAACAGUUAAAAGGAUGAUCAAAACU